This is a messenger RNA of Trypanosoma brucei brucei TREU927, 513 nucleotides long. RefSeq names its product prefoldin, putative. Gene Ontology annotation, cellular component: prefoldin complex; cytoplasm. The coding region runs from base 1 to 513 and encodes 170 amino acids. Lineage: Eukaryota; Euglenozoa; Kinetoplastea; Trypanosomatida; Trypanosomatidae. The record is from RefSeq and is a predicted model, not a curated record. Gene Ontology annotation, biological process: protein folding; regulation of DNA-templated transcription. The transcript has a single exon.
AUGAGUGGUCAGCAAGGUGAGGGCAGUGGCGGUGCCAUCAACAUUGCACAACUUCCCCUCGAGCAACUUGAAGAGUUACGAAAGCAGCUUCAAUUCGAGGUGCAGAACCUUUCCGCUGCCUAUGAGAGCCUUCGGGGUGUCCAUUCUCGUUUCGUGAGCAACCGCGAAGUGCUGGGCGAGUACAAAAAGGUUUGCGAGGCCGCUGCAUCCAACGAACAGAAGCCACAGGAGGCCCUCGUGUGCAUCAGCAGUGCCCUCUACGUGAUGGGCGAAAUUGUCCCCAGUGACCGUGUGCUAGUGGAUGUGGGCACGGAUUACUUCGUUGAGAAACCAAUGGAUGCCGCGGCGACGUAUUUCACUGGACGCGCCGAGGCGGUGCAGGAAAAUAUGAAUUCAAUAGAGCAGAAACUGCGCGUAAAACAAGGACAACUCGGCAAGGUGGUAGAUACCAUGCGUGCACGGCAGGCGCAGUUGCAGCAGCAGCAGCAACAACAAGCGCAGACGGUGGCUUAG